Carassius auratus (goldfish) is the source of this 1123-nucleotide messenger RNA. Its product is annotated as interferon-induced protein 44-like. NCBI's taxonomy places the organism in Eukaryota, Metazoa, Chordata, Actinopteri, Cypriniformes, Cyprinidae. The transcript has 7 exons. The record is from RefSeq and is a predicted model, not a curated record. Bases 141 to 1049 code for a protein of 302 amino acids. Gene Ontology annotation, biological process: immune response.
AAAAUGAAAGUGAAAUUAAAACAGAUACAUAUAUAUAUAUAUAACGGUACUGAUGUGGGUCUGAUUUUAGUAGCUUCAGCUGAGACAAAUCAGAUGUGCUCAAGGAUAGAGCUGAUAUAAAUAUAUUGAAGAGAAAAAAGAUGGGAAUAUCAGAAUCAAAACUAGUGCAAUGGCCACCAUCACCAUCACCAUCACCACCAGCACCAUCACCACCAAAUCCAGAACUGAAAGAACAAUGGAGGAAAUUUGACUGGGGACAGAAAGAAGACCUAAAAAAAAAGCUGGAAAAAUUUUGUCUGAGUCAUGAUAAAGUAAAGGACAUCAAGAUCUUGGUAGUUGGACCGAUUGGAGCAGGAAAGUCCAGCUUUAUUAACUCACUCGAUAGCGCCUUUCUGGGACGGAUCUCCUCUAGAGCACUAGUUAAUUCAUCUGCUUCUGAUCAUAGUUUCACUAAAAAUCUCAAAGGAUUCUCCAUCAGAAGUGGGAAAAAAACAUUGCCCUUCGUCUUCAAAGACAUCAUGGGCUUAGAACCUAAAGAAUUUGAAGGGUCGCAUACAGAAGAUAUCAUCAGUGCUGUGUUUGGCCACGUUACAGAUGGCUAUAAAUUCAACGAAGAGAAGCCACUCACUGAUGGGGAUCAGCAAUUCAACCAAAACCCCAACCUCUCCGACCAGUGUUUCUGCCUGGUUUACGUCCUACCUGCAGAUGUAUUCCAAUACACAGAUGAUCGUCUUAUUGACAAGCUGAAGAUCAUCCGCCAGAGAAUCAGUGAUAAGGGGAUUUCUCAAGUGGUUGUCAUGACUAAAAUGGACGAAGCAUGUCCACUGGUCCAGAAAGAUCUGAGGAAGAUGUACACUAGCAAGAAAAUCAAGGAGAAGAUGGAGUUGUGCAGUGCUAAAUUAGGUGUGCCAAUGACAAACAUAUUCCCUGUGAAGAACUACCACAAUGAGAUCGACACAGAUGACAACAUUGACGUUCUGUUACUAAAGGCUCUUGAACAGAUUGUUCAGCUUGCUGAUGAUCGAUUGCUGGGUAGUGAUAGCUAUUGAGAGUGAGAAAAAUAAACAGAUUUCUGCAUUUCCCAGUGUAGCUUUCAAAUAAACCUUCCUUUGCUCACCAUGAA